Messenger RNA from Geodia barretti, 742 nucleotides. The record is from the annotation of a GenBank genome assembly. NCBI's taxonomy places the organism in Eukaryota, Metazoa, Porifera, Demospongiae, Tetractinellida, Geodiidae.
ACAAGCACAACAACAAAGCAUGACGGAGGUUCCCGAGAUCUACGCCUUGCGGCGGAACCACGAUGAUAUUGUCGGGGCCAUGUCGCACGACUUGGACUACUUCAAGCGCAUGUUCGUGCAGGCAGGUUUCAUACGGUCACCCAACGCCAGUGACAUCAUGGGUCUACUAGGGGUACCCGCCUCCGAGAAGGCGGGGCAGCUCCUCGAGUCACUCCUGACCCAAAUCUCCGAGUCUACGCCUCAGGAAACGCGGCAGCAGAAGUUUCACAAGUUUGUUCAAAUGCUAAUGAGAGAGGCGUCUACGGAAGAUCUCGGCAACAGAAUUCUGCACAGUUAUGAGAAUCCAGAAACAGCACCUGUGUGGAAAAGACAUGCAACUAGAAUCUGUGGAUCACACACAUUAUACUGGACUAUUGGAGUCGGCAUAGCAGCCAUAGCAAUUGGAAUAUACUUCACACGCAUCAGUCAAGAGAAUCGACAGGCAGAAAGACGCUGUGCCAAGCUCCACUCUGAGAACAUGAACACUUGUCUUGAACUGGGGGAGAACUUUGGCGUCAAGCAGGAGGUGUUGGAUACCUACAGAGACAGUGGGAAAAUGCCAGAGGAAGUUUGUCUGGAGCUGUUAGACAUGUGGCAGAAGGCUGGGCAGGUCAGCUCCCAGGACAUUGAGAGUUUGUCAAUGGCCGGAAUACUGGGGAUUCAAAAGGAGCUGGCAGCAAAGGAGAUGAAGGCAGACAUUAGG